UAAAUUUAACUUUUUCCAUAACGUUAUCUGACAUUUUUCUUAAAAUGCGAUAACACUUAGUAUAAAUACAGCAUGGCGGCAGUAGUUUAGCACAGAUCUACUGAUCCACCAUCAUGAAGGUCGCCAUUGUUCUUGCUUGCAUCGCAGCCACUGCUUUCGCCGCCCCAGGCCACAACGGCAGCUGGCGUAUCCUUGGAGGUGACGACGCCGCUGAGAACCAAUUCCCCUACCAGGUAUCCCUCCGUUACUACGGUUCCCACUCAUGCGGUGGCUCCAUCUUGGAUGAGACCACCAUCUUGUGCGCAGCUCACUGCGUCGAUGGCCGUUCCGCUUCCUCAAUGACCAUCCGCGUUGGCAACAACCGCCUCUCAGCCCAAACUGAAGAAUACGACGUCAAAUCCUUCGUCCGCCAUGAAGAUUACGACGCGUAUGACAUCAAGAACGACGUUUCCAUCUUGAAACUCGCCAAGCCCAUUCAAUGGAGCGAUGCUGUCCAACCAGUUGCCCUUCGUAAGACUGACAUCAUCGAAGAAGAUGUCACCCUUUCCGGAUGGGGUACCACCUCUUACCCUGGUAACACUGAUAAACUUCAAUUCAUCCACUUGAAGACCAUCUCCGUGGAUUCCUGCGAAAGCAAGCAGAUCUACCCUGUUGGUGCAACUGAGGUGUGCACCUUCACUCAGAAGGGUGAGGGAGCUUGCCAUGGUGAUUCUGGUGGUCCAUUGGUUGACUCCAAUGGUGAACAGAUCGGUAUUGUCUCCUGGGGUACUCCUUGCGCGCAGGGAUACCCUGAUGUCUUCACCCGUGUCUAUUCCUUCUUGGACUGGAUCGAAGAAAACCGCAAUAGAUUUAUCACUAUGAAAGUCGUCAUUGUCCUCGCUUGCAUUGCUGCCACAGUUUUUGCCGCCCCAGGGAAUAACGGCAGCUGGCGUAUUGUUGGUGGUGCAGAAGCAGGUCCUUACACCUCUCCUCACCAAGUCUCUAUCCGUAUCAACGGUGACCACACUUGUAGUGGCUCCAUCUUGGAUGGGACCACCAUUUUAACCACUGCUCACUGCAUUUUUGAUGAGUACGAGGUUAAAUCUUUCAUCUGUCAUGAGGAUUAUGAUAGUUGGGACAUCAAGAACGACAUUGCCAUCAUCAAACUUACUUUUCCCAUAACGUUAGCACCUCCUGUUAUCCAAGCGGUUGAACUUCGCCAGAGUGACAUCAUCGCUGAAGAAGUUACCGUUUAUGGUUGGGGCAGUAGCAAUAACCCUGGUUUCCUAUCCGACGCACUGCAGGUCAUCACUUUGAAAACCAUCUCCGUCAAGGAGUGUAUUGACAAAAUGCCUGAUAAGGUAGGUCCUACUGAGCUGUGCACCUUCACUCAGAAGGGUGAAGGUGUUUGCAAUGGUGAUGAAGGAGGUCCAUUGGUUGACUCCGCCGGCAAACUAGUUGGUAUUGUCUCCUGGCAUAUUUCCUGUGGAGCACCAGAUAAGCUUCACUAUAUAUGUUUGAUAUUUUUCCAACUCAACACUAAACCAACAAGAUCUACGAGUUCAAACAUGAAGGUCCUCAUCGUUUUUGCUUGCAUUGCUGCAAUCGCCUUGGCCGCCCCUGGUAAUGGCCGUAUCCUUGGAGGUGAAGAUGCAUCCGAAGGUCAAUUCCCUUACAUUGUAUCCAUCCGUUAUCAGACAAGACACUUAUGUGGUGGUGCAAUUCUCGAUGCCAGCACAAUCCUCGCUGCUGCCAACUGCGUAGACAAAGCCUCACCUUCCGCUUUAACCAUUCGUGUUGGUAGUACAAAACUAUCUGAACAAACUGAAGAGUACGCUGUUGCCGAUUAUGUCCGCCAUGAGAACUAUGACCCCAAAAACCUGAAAAACGACAUCUCAAUCAUCAAACUUGCUACGCCCAUUCAAUUACGUGAUGGUGUUGAAGCCAUUGCCCUUCGUCAAACUAACAUCGAUGAAGAAGCCGUGGUUGUUUCCGGGUGGGGCAGCACUGAACACCCUGGAAUCAAAUCCGAUGACCUGCAGUUCAUCAAUCUACAAACCAUUACUCCUGAGGAUUGUAUUGAUGAGUUACCUUAUCCUGUAGGUGCUACAGAAAUUUGCACCCUGGGUAAAGAAGGUGAAGGUACCUGCAAUGGUGAUGCAGGUGGUCCAAUGGUUGAUUCCAAUGGGGAAUUGGUUGGUAUUGCUGCCUGGGGUAUUCCUUGCGGGUUGGGAUAUCCUGAUGUAUACACACGUGUCUUCUCCUUCUUGAAAUGGAUUGAGGAACACCGUUGAUCAAUAAAUUUUAUCUUGUUAUGAAUCUUACAAA
Molecule: messenger RNA, 2307 nt
Organism: Dalotia coriaria
Lineage: Eukaryota; Metazoa; Arthropoda; Insecta; Coleoptera; Staphylinidae
Product: transmembrane protease serine 9-like
Biological process (GO): proteolysis
Molecular function (GO): serine-type endopeptidase activity
Source: RefSeq, a predicted model, not a curated record